CAUUAUGGCGGCCUCGACGGCUGGUCCGUCAGCUCACUCUACAGGUCGAAAUAGGUUGGAAAUAGGCAUACUUCAUGGAGUGACUUGAAAGCCGGUUGAACGUUUUCGUUCUCAUGACUAUCCGCUAUCUUGCUCUUAUCUUUUCAAGCUCGGAAAAUUCAGGCCAUGUCAAGGCUUCCAGCCCCAGAGAACCCUGGCGUGGUUGAAGGAGAUGAAGACCCGUCCAAGUCCAGUUCUCUCGAAAUCCAGCAGCCGGAACUCCAGAAGCGCAAAGGAAUUACUUUUGUUUCAUCAAUAAGCAAGGACGAGCCAGAAGUGACGAGGCGAGAGUUGUGGGCUUACUACUUAUAUUAUAAUGGAGACAAUGGUGUCGGUCCAAAUGGCUAUUCCCUCACUCUGUUUCAACUUUGGGCAACAGCUGCAGGAUAUGACCGUGCACAAGGACCUGGUUCUUCAUGCACGGCUUCUUCAGAUUGUGUGCUACCAUGGGGUAACGGUGUCAAGGCAGUCGCAAGUGUGGUCCUUGUUGCUAAUGGCGUCAGUUUCGCCGUUAUGACGUUCAUAUUCACGACAAUCGGAUCUGCCGCUGACUACGGAAGUUUUGGUCGAUGGUUACUCCUUGUCAUCACCUGUAUCUGCUGGGGAGCUCAGUUUGCCAGUGUCAGCCUCACUUCUCCUUCACGUUGGGGCGCUGCUAUGGCUUUGUAUAUGAUUGGAUUCAUCUCUUACGGUGCCACUCUUGUUUUUUAUGCCGCUGUCUUUCCUCGGUUGGCACGAAAUACUCACCACUCGCGGGCGCUACGCGCCAGCUACGAAGCAGGUGAGAUAGAUCAUGAAGUAUACGAGACAGAAGAGAGUUUGGAGAAGAACAGGAUUAGCAAUAUCAGUACGGCACACAGUAACAUCGGCUACAUCGCAACUCUCUGCCUAAAUUUAAGCUUGCUGUUGCCUCUGACUAACAACCCGAAGGUCAACAACUAUGUCAUUGUUCUAACAAAUGGUUACUGGGUCCUUACAGGCAUCUGGUGGUUCAUUUUUCAACAACCUCGACCUGGCCCUCCUUUGCCUAAAGGCGAGCACUAUUUGACUGUUGGAUGGAAACAGAUAUGGGCUGCUCUAAAGCAAUACAAGAAGCUUCCCUACACAUUUACCUAUAUUUUUGCUUUCUUCCUUCUCGCGGACGGUCUGAACACGACAGGGACUCUUGUUUUGAUAUGUCAGAACGACAAGUUCUCAUUUAGUUUUCUACAAAACACGUACCUUGGUUUGGCGCAAGCUAUCACAUCUACUGCUAGCACAUUUGGAUUUUGGUAUAUUCAGAAAUACUGGAAGAUUAGCACAAAGAAGAUGUUCGUUGUGACGAAUGUUGUUACAAUCCUCAUUCCUCUAUGGGGUAUGAUUGGGAUCUGGACGAAUACCAUAGGGUAUCACAAUGUUUGGGAAUUUUGGUUCUACAAUGUUAUAUUUGGCAUUUUCCAAGCACCAUAUUAUGCCUUCUCUCAAACCAUGAUGGCUGAACUCACUCCUCCCGGCUUCGAUAAUAUGUUCUUUGGUCUCUUCGGUUUAUCAAACCGCGCAUCCUCAAUGAUAGGGCCGAAUGUUAUACAGGCGAUCAUUAAUAACAGUGGAAAUAAUUGGAUGGGGUUCCCGUUCUUGUUUGCUCUCUGUACUGCUGCAUCCCUGGUUAUUUGGUUUGGAGUGGAUAUUCAUAAGGGGCGACGAGAUGCUGUAGCGUGGGCGAAGGACAUUAGGAACAGUCAAGGAGAAUAAUGACAAAUAUCAACUCUGGAGUCUCAAGAUGUCGUAUCUAGUAUUCCUGUGAUUUGUAGAGUCUAUUAUCAGUCUAUGUAUACAUAACUUUGUCUAUAA
Lentinula edodes (shiitake mushroom) is the source of this 1869-nucleotide messenger RNA. Its product is annotated as MFS general substrate transporter. NCBI's taxonomy places the organism in Eukaryota, Fungi, Basidiomycota, Agaricomycetes, Agaricales, Omphalotaceae. Gene Ontology annotation, biological process: amino acid transmembrane export from vacuole. The coding region runs from base 166 to 1770 and encodes 534 amino acids. The transcript has 15 exons. The record is from RefSeq and is a predicted model, not a curated record.